ACUCGUUACUGUACUGUCAUCGAUACUAUGUAGCUUCCUGCCGUUUUGGGUGAUACUUUACUUUUUACUGAUUAUACAGCAUGUUAAUCUAAUGUUACACGUAUGCUGACGUAUUACAACAUGUUUUGAAUCGAUACCCUUGUGUAGUGCAGAACAAGUACUUUCCUGAUACGAUAUGGUUUAUGAGUGAAUCUGCGUAUCAAAUAUGCAAAUGAUCUAGUAUCAGUGAAUUUUACACAUCCCGGUAUCGUUUUCCGUCGUACUGUAUAUGUUGCCGUUUUAAUUGGCGCUUGGUGUGUGUGCAACUCCUCCGUGAUGGAAGGCAUCAUAAGCAGUACUUUUCCCAUGUGUUUUCUUCUCUGUCUGGUUGUUGGCUAACUGCCCAUGUUUUGAAAGGUCAUGCAUGCGGCCAGGCCUCUAACCUGCACUUUUGUACAAAUCACCCUAGAGCAAUUGUGCUUCUAGUAGGUGCAGGCUCUUCCUUCAUCUAGUCUCCAUUCUUCCCCACUGCCUCCAACAGCCUAGAGUUCCCUAUGUUAACUCUGUUGAGCAUGUUUUACUAUAUCUGUCUGCGGCGACGCUCCAGGAGUGGGACUCGUGGUGAGGCACUGACCAGUCGGCGAGCAGUGGAGUCUGGCCAACGGGCGAUAUUGCCCGUCAGUGUGGAGGUGGAGCAGUACACCAAAGAGGUUUUGGACUUCAGCUCUCAUUAUGGCAGCGAGAAUAGUAUGUCCUACACGAUGUGGAACCUGGCUGGUGUACCUAAUGUCUACCCCAGCUCUGGAGACUUUACACAGACUGCGGUGUUCAGAACUUAUGGAACUUGGUGGGAACAAUGUGCCAGCGCUUCACCACGUUUCCGACGCACACCUAAAAGUUUCUACAGCCAGGAUUAUAUUGAGCUGGGAUUUGAAGAGCCUGUUUAUCCUACAGCUGUGGAGGUGCUUGAGACUUAUUACCCUGGGGCUAUUGUCCAGAUUCUGGCCUGCUCGCAUAACCCCUUUUCCCAAAAUCCUCCCACGGAUGUCAGGUGGGAGGUGUUGUGGUCGGGGGAGCCCACUAAGGUGCUGGCACCCCAGGCUCGCCAGUUUUCACCUAACAUCAAGCAUAUCAGUUUUCCCACCAACCUGCUACGCCUGGAGGUCAACAGCUCUCUUCUGGAUUAUUAUACUGAGCUGGAUGCCGUCAUCCUCCGUGGCGUCAAAGAGAGGCCCAUGCUCGCGCUCUACAAAAUGCCUGUCAUUGACAUCAUUGACCUGAGUGACAGUGAAGAGGACCUUUCUGAUCUGGGCGGUCCAUUCAGACAGUGUGCAGAGAGCAGGACAGGCAACGGCUACUUUGACAAACUACCCUAUGAGCUCAUUCAACUGAUACUCAGCCACCUGACCUUGCCAGACCUGUGCCGUCUGGCCCAGAGUUGUAAGAUGCUACACCAGCACUGUUGUGACCCGCUGCAAUACACCCAGCUGAGUUUGCAGCCCUACUGGGCCAGGCUGAGUGACACCUCCUUGGGACACCUGCAGAGCCGCUGCACACGCCUCCAGAGGCUCAACCUUUCUUGGGCUGGCAACCGUGGCGCUCUCACCCUCACUAGCUUCAGCAGUUUCAUGAAGGUGUGUGGGCUAAGUCUGGUGUGUCUGGAGCUGUCUUGCUGCCACUUCCUGAAUGAGGCCUGUUUGGAGGUCCUUGCCCAGACUUGUCCAGGGCUACAGGAGCUAAACCUGGCCUCCUGCGACCGCCUUCACCCACAGGCCUUCAUACACAUUUCCAAAUUUACACGUCUCCGCAGACUAGUGCUUUAUCGUACCAAGAUUGAGCAAACAGCUAUUCUGAGCAUCUUGACUUUCUGCAUUGAGUUGAGGCACCUGAACCUCGGAAGCUGUGUCAGGAUUGAAGACUACGAUGUUGUGGCCAGUAUGCUGGCUGCUCGUUGCCGCUCACUAUGUUCACUGGACCUGUGGCGCUGCAGAAACCUGACAGAUCGUGGUCUGAAUGAACUUGUCUCUGGCUGCAGAAUGUUAGAGGAACUGGACUUGGGCUGGAGUCCCACUCUGCAGAGCAGCACUGGAUGUUUCCAGCACCUCGCUCGCAGCUUACCACGCUUACGCAAACUUUUCCUCACUGCCAAUCGCACAGUCCGUGACUCGGACAUCGAAGAGUUGGCCUCCAGCUGCCCCUUGCUCCAACAUCUAGACAUACUGGGAACACGGCUUGUGAGUGCUGCCUCAUUGAAGAAACUCCUCCAGUCGUGUCCAAAGCUGCUCCUCCUGGAUGUCUCCUUCUGCUCCCAAAUAGACACAAGGAUAGCUCAAGAGCUAUCCAGCCUCUUCCCCGGUGUAGCCAUCAAGAGGAGUUUCACACACUGACCCCAGCGCGCUCUCAUUUCUCAUUGCCUUGAGAGAGUCGGAGGAGGCACAGCAGAAGAUGGAGACACGCUUCAGUAUCACAACAUCUUCUAUUAGCGGUCAGUAAAUAAGUUAGUCAACUUGGGGAUGAAGAUCUUUGGAUUGGAAAGGAACAAAAACCAAGUCAAAAAUCAACCACAAACUCACACCCGGAGGUCUAUGAAAUUCGAAACACAAGUAUUUUGGGACACAGUGAAGCAACUGCAUCUCUGGAAUGUGAAACAGCACUUAGGAAUGAUCAGGGCUUUGGUCAGUGCCUUGUCAGAUUGACCAUUAGACCAGUAUCAUCUUGCUAUGCCGGAAGAUAAAAUUCCCAUUACCUUUCAGCAGGUUUUGUGCUAAAACUGAGCUGUAUUUGGAACUGUUCAUAAUUCCCUCCGCCUUGACUAAGACCCCAGUUCCAGCUGAAGAAAAACAGGACAAGCAUGAUCCUGCCAACACCAAGCUCCAUUGAAGGCGAUGAGCAGUGUUGUUUGUGCCAAGCAUACCUUUGGAAAUGAGAACCAAAAUGGUGAACCUUACUUUUAUUGGACCAUGUCAUCUUGACUGAGAAACUGUUCUCAAUUGCUCUACCCGAUUAAACGAAGAAUAAAUAAAUAGAAUACACACUUUUCCCA
This is a messenger RNA of Hippocampus comes (tiger tail seahorse), 3022 nucleotides long. RefSeq names its product F-box and leucine-rich repeat protein 4 (gene fbxl4). Bases 534 to 2366 code for a protein of 610 amino acids. Gene Ontology annotation, molecular function: protein binding. The record is from RefSeq and is a predicted model, not a curated record. Lineage: Eukaryota; Metazoa; Chordata; Actinopteri; Syngnathiformes; Syngnathidae. The transcript has 10 exons. Gene Ontology annotation, cellular component: SCF ubiquitin ligase complex. Gene Ontology annotation, biological process: SCF-dependent proteasomal ubiquitin-dependent protein catabolic process.